Messenger RNA from Aureobasidium vineae, 1704 nucleotides. NCBI's taxonomy places the organism in Eukaryota, Fungi, Ascomycota, Dothideomycetes, Dothideales, Saccotheciaceae. The record is from the annotation of a GenBank genome assembly.
AUGCAACUCAAAUCAGAAGCAGCAACGCUCGAACUCUUGUCCGCUCCGGUAGAAAGAGGUGGCACGAACAAGCUUAGCGACGUUCAGGUCGAUAUGACGUUACGUUGGAUGGAGGGUCGCGGUGUGGAGCGAGUUUGCAGAGCGGAAGAAAGAAUUCAUCGAUUCUGCUCUGAGCUCACCAGAUGUCUGGAACAUUUCGUGGGUCAAAGCAUUAUUGAGAAUCCGAUAUUAUGGUCCAGCCAGCUCUUCCAGGACCAGAAGGUAUCAUCCGGUCAUCUCAGUGGUAGAGUCAGUACACCAAACUCCGACAAUAGCGCAUUGGGACGACUUCGAUCGAUGUACGACAACAAGCUGUCUGGGCCGUAUGAGACUCAAAUGUCGCCUCAGUGGAGUCGAUUUCCCACUCCAUCUCGAACCACGAUACAUUCGAACUUUGCUCCCAGGAGCAUAAGUCCCAAGUCCAACUCGCAUGACUACUUUGGUUGUCGAAGCCCUACGCUUACCCACAAGUCGUCAGGUACAUUAUGGUCGACCUUCAGUACAGGGCCACAAUCUCCUUCCAGCGCUACGAGCUAUCCGUCAAGAGCUUUGUCUCCCAUGUCAACUGGACGACCGUUAUCUCGUCACUCUUGCUCGCUACAAACUCAAGCUUACUUUCUGGACGAGUUGAAGCAGAAUUUGACCAGCUUGUUGUUGAGUGAUUUCCACGACCUUUUCCGGUCCGGUAGCGAAACAGACAAAGCUAUGCGUAAGAUGAUCAAGCUCGGAUUACCCGUUAGAGACACUCUAGUAGAGGCUAUGGAAUACACACAUGAUGCUUCCCGCUCAUCAUUUAACUUUGGUCAGGUGUUUAGUAUGCUCUUGAGGCGUUUCGAGCUACAAGCGAGUCCCUAUGCCAAACUCGACAUACUUCUUGAGCUCCAAUCUAUGCUCAAAGCUCAUCAUGCGGACUGCAGGCAAGAAGAUAUUCCUGGCGCCUCACUACCCAACACCAGUCUGUUCACUCAAUGCAGACUCAGUCUCAGAAUCGACACUUCAAGCACUCCACGAACGUCGCUAGGUCAUAACAUCACCAUACUAAGCUUUCGUCAACUAUUCCAAAACCCGAGUCUACGGCCAAAGACACUGUUCCGCGACUUGCAGUACAUAGCCUCACUUGUACCUCUCCAUGUUCUCGACAGCACGCCUCGCGGCCGCGCCUUCUGGAACGCCACCAUUGCUGCCCUCGAUCUCAAAGAAGAACUCUGCCACAAUAUGAUCGAGACCGCCGAUCAGAUAAUCCACCACCACACCUUGAUGCGCGGACACUCACGUGUCACUUCUGCUGCACAAGCUCAACGCGACGCUGCCGCCUUCUCGCCACCCACGCCCACACCAUCCGAUCCCGGUGUCGCAGAUUUGAGUAUGAGUGAUGCAGCAACAUUGCUCCAACUUACAGCCAAAGAAGGCAUCCCCGCUGCUCAACGCGAACUUGCAACACUGUACCUUACGCAUCCAGAGUUACUUGGUAUCUGUGUGAGCCCGUUUUCAAAGACAAAGGAUGUAUUCAAGGAUGUGGAUAAGGAUCGAGAGGGUAUCAGUGAGAGGUAUAAUCCAAAGGCUAUGGCUGUUGCGCAGCAUUGGAUGGAGUUGAGUGCGAAGGGUGGAGAUGCGCCUGCGGCGAGGUACUUGAGGGCCAAGGAUGAGUGGAAAAGCCUACCUUGA